Molecule: messenger RNA, 1839 nt
Organism: Durusdinium trenchii
Lineage: Eukaryota; Dinophyceae; Suessiales; Symbiodiniaceae
Source: the annotation of a GenBank genome assembly
AGCUCAAGCACUUUCGGGUGCUGUUGCAAGAUAGCCUUUGGUGCUUUCUGUGCCGAACGGCUUGCGAUACCGUGCCUACAUAUUGGUUUGGUCCAUGGAUAAACCCUACACCGAGACCGUCAAAGAGGGCAAGAACAAGAAAGCAAUCCACCUCAGCGUUUUGCUUGCGCUUGUGGCACUGGCAUUUGGUUUGGAUCAGCUUCUCUUUGGUUCUUUUGAAACGGCCAGUUUGAAACAGUUGUGCGGGAGUGCAGCAGAUUUGUUGGUUGGAUGUGCGCUGGCAGUGCUUGCGCUUCAAGCCUACCUUUGGCAAAGCAAGAAGCCCAGCCAGAAAGAUCAAAAAGGUCAAAAGAGCCGUUUAGAACGCCCUGAUGGCAAAUCUGAAGCCUUCAAGGCAGCUCAAACCCAGCUAAACAGAGACUUGGACAAAGCCUCUCAGAACGGGGAGGCAAAAAGACUAGUGACAAUGCUGAAAAAGUUCGAGGCAGAACAUGGCUUGCCAGAUGCUUUGAGCUACAACCUUGUACUUCGAGCACAUGCCAAAAAUGGAAGCUACAAAGAUGCCGGUGAGUGGAUCCUUCGAAUGGAAGAGAUGGGCAAGGCCACUGUUUGCAGUUACAACACCAUGCUGGAUGCCUAUGCCAAGGCAGGGAAAAGCAGAGCAUGCGAGACUUGGCUGCAGCGCAUGCUAGACAAAGGCCAGCAGCCAAAUGUUAUAAGCUUUGCUACUGUGAUCCAUUCCUUUGCCCGCCAUGGGGAUGAGACUUCUGCAAGCCGCUGGCAGACCAAGAUGCUUGAGAUGGGUGUGGAGCCUGACACUGUAAGCUACAACUCCCUGAUCCAUGCCUGUGGAGUCAAAGGGAAUAUUCAAUCGGCGGAAGCCUGGCUGGAAGACAUGCUCAGCCGGAACUUACAGGCCAGCACUACGACCUUUGCCAGCCUCAUUGAUGCCUGUGCAAAGGCUGGUGAUUUGGAGAAGGCAGAGAAGUGGAUGGAGGAGAUGUUGAAGCGUGGCAUUGAACCAAACGUGGUGACUUUCGGUGCUGUUAUCAAUGCAUGUGCCAAGGCCUCGAGCGAGGACCGUUUGCAGCGCGCGGAGUUUUGGCACAGUAAGAUGCUUGAGAUGGGCGUGGCACCCAAUCUUCAUACGUAUAGCGCCCUGAUCAAUGCAUGUGCCAAAGCAGGCAAGGCAGAUGAGGCAGAGAAGUGGCUGUUGGAUCUAGAAGGCUCUGGCCUACAGAGCGAUUCCAUCGUUUAUGGUAGUGUCAUGGAUGCCUGUGGAAAAGCCGGUGAUUGCGAGAAGGCCUUGGCCAUGUUUAAGCGGAUGCGGUCCAGAGGAAUUCGGGCUCACGUGGUCACAUAUUCUGCUCUUGCCCGACCAUUUGCCUACAGAGGCAAGUGGCAACAGGUCGAAGACAUAGCAGUAGAAAUGCAGAAAGAAGGUCUAAAGCCAAACGAGUUCUUCAUUUACGCACAGCUCCUGGCCUAUGCAACAGCAAAACCCAAAGAGACACAGCGCGCUGAAAGCUGCAUUUGCGAGGCCAUUCAUGCGGGUGUUGUGCCAAACCAGCACAUUUUCGGGGGCUUGGCUCGUGCUGUGGGCCGAAAGCGUGCAACGGAAUUGCUGGAAAGUCUUGGACACAAGAUUCAGAGUCACAAGGGAUGACAUGGCAAUGAGAAGUUAAAAAGGAUUUAUAUACUGUAAGUUGGCUAUGAGCUGCAUAGAUUCUGGCGGCGUGCACUUGCCCUGACAAAAGCUAAGCAGAGGAGUUUGAGCAAUUGACUUGCACUAUCUAGCGCUGGCAUGAAGAUGUUCGAAUUCGACCCUUCGGAUCAGAG